This is a messenger RNA of Chionomys nivalis (European snow vole), 1068 nucleotides long. RefSeq names its product NADH:ubiquinone oxidoreductase complex assembly factor 6 (gene Ndufaf6). NCBI's taxonomy places the organism in Eukaryota, Metazoa, Chordata, Mammalia, Rodentia, Cricetidae. The transcript has 9 exons. Gene Ontology annotation, cellular component: mitochondrion. Gene Ontology annotation, biological process: biosynthetic process; mitochondrial respiratory chain complex I assembly. The coding region runs from base 16 to 1068 and encodes 350 amino acids. The record is from RefSeq and is a predicted model, not a curated record.
CGCGACGCGGGUGUCAUGGCGACUCCCAGGCUUAGUUCAGUCCGCAGCCCAAGGCCGUUCGGUUUGGCCGGCCUGUUCCGUCGCCGGCCGCCUCGGGACGUGUGGGACCAUGUGCGGCGGCUCCCGGGGCCCUCGGCGGUUCGGCGCAGCGUGGCGGCGGCCAGCGGACCCGGCAUCCCGGGUUCCGACCACUACUGCCUGGAGCUGCUGAGGAAGCGGGAUUAUGAAAGUUACUUGUGUUCCCUGCUGUUCCCUGCAGAAUGCCGAAGUUCUGUGUCUGCACUCAGGGCCUUCAACGUGGAGCUGGCUCAGGUUAAGGACUCGGUCUCUGAGAAAGCAAUUGGACUGAUGCGGAUGCAGUUCUGGAGAAAAGCUGUGGAGGACAUAUACCGUGACAACCCGCCACACCAGCCUGUGGCCGCGGAACUAUGGAAGGCUGUCAAGAGACAUAAUCUAACUAAAAGAUGGCUUAUGAGAAUCAUUGAUGAAAGAGAAAAAAAUCUGGAUGACAGAGCGUAUCGCAGUAUCCAGGAGCUUGAGAAUUAUGCCGAGAACACGCAGAGCUCUCUUCUUUACCUGACACUGGAGGUGCUGGGUGUGAAGGAUCUUCAUGCAGACCAUGCUGCAAGCCAUAUUGGAAAGGCGCAAGGCAUUGUCACGUGCUUGAGAGCAACACCCUAUCAUGGUAGCCGGAGAAAAGUGUUCCUGCCCAUGGAUGUCUGUGUGCAGCAUGGUGUUUCUCAAGAGGACUUUCUGCGAAGGAACCAUGAUAAAAAUGUGAGGGAUGUCAUAUAUGACAUUGCCAGCCAGGCACACUUGCACCUGAAGCAUACUGUUUCAGAAGCUUUCCAACCAGCGUCAGUGUUUUCCUCUUCCUUCAAGGCGAGGUCCUUCCACAGAAGCGUUCCUGCGGAGGCCUUUCCCGCCUUUCUCCAGACGGUUACUCUAGAGGACUAUUUAAAGAAAAUCCAGCGAGUAGAUUUUGAUAUAUUCCAUCCAUCUUUACAGCAAAAGAACACAUUACUUCCGUUAUCUUUGUAUAUUCAAUCAUGGAGAAAAAGAUAUUAA